ACAUCUACCUCCCGGCUCUUUCUGUCCGUUCAAAGGGUUUGGUUCGCUUCUAGUAGCCUAGUGACGGUCGGGGGAGCAGGCACUUCCGGCUUCCUCUGCCGUACUCAUCGGCUAAGCUGGACUUCUCACUGCGCGUGCGCACGACCCGCCCCACCCCGGAACUUAACCGUUGGCGUAAUUGAACUGUUUAAAUCCUCGGGAACCUGCUCCUGGGGAGCCGGAGGCGCACUCAUUUCUCCACGGAGGCUUGGGAUUGGUCGGGAGCGUACCGAUACGGAGCGCUGAUUGGCUGGCGCAUAAGAACGUCCCGGCGACCACACGUGACGCUCCCAGCACCGCCUCUGCUCACUGACGGGUGGGUUUCUGACCAGUCAGCAGGCGUGGCGCGGUCUUCGGUUUCACGAGAUUGUGUUUGCCGCCCUGGUUCCCGCGACCCCAACGUCCCAGAGGCGGGGCGAAGUCGGCGGAGGCACUUCUUGGAGCCGACCUCUAUUCUGGCCCAACAAACAAACCUCGACUCCGCGGAGGUUGUGGAUCCUGAGCAUGUGAAAUUGAAUAAAUCCUUCACUAAUCAUCAUGGAGCCUACAUAUCCUCUUGCAGGACCCCAGAUGAAUAACAGGUUUUCUUCAAGCAGAAUGGUGCCUUUCUAUUUUCCUCCAUCAAAAUGUGCACUUUGGAAUUCAAUGCCAAUUGGAGAUUUCAUCUACUUACAUCUCAAUUACUACAGAAAUCCAAAGCUCGCGGUAACGGAAAAGGCCAUCCGACUUGCUUGUCGUCAUGCUAAGCAGAAUAAGAAAAAGUUGCCAUGCUUUUUACUUGGUUCUCUCACGGUAGAUGAAGAUGAAGAGAGUGUGACAUUGACAAUAGAUCGUUUUGAUCCUGGUCGAGAAGUACCUGAGUGCUUAGAGAGAAUCCCUACUGCUUCUCUUCCUGGGGACUUUGUGGUUCCUUGCAAAAUUCAUACCCAAGGACUUUGUUCAAGAGAAAUAAUAGUUCACAGUUCAGAUGACUUCAAUUCAGCUUUCAAGGCUCUGCAGCACCAUGUCUGUAGCAAAGAUUCCUUGGAUUGUGGUAAAUUGCUCUCCCUAAGAGUUCAUAUCACUUCCAAGGAGAGUUUGGACAGUGUGGAUUUUGACUUGGAUUGGGCAGCAGUAACUCUAGCAAAUACCUUUAAAUGCACACCUGUGAAGCCCAUCCCCAUUAUUCCAACAGCUCUGGCAAGAAACUUGAGCAGUGAUCUGAGUAUUUCUCAAGUUCAAGGCACCUAUAAAUAUGGAUAUCUUACCAUGGAUGAAACACGCAAAUUGUUACUUUUGCUGGAAUCUGAUCCCAAGGUUUACUCUCUACCAUUAGUGGGAAUUUGGCUGUCUGGAAUUAUACAUGUUUAUAGUCCUCACGUGUGGGCUUGCUGCUUGCGAUACAUGUUCAAUUCUUCUAUUCAAGAAAGGGUUUUUUCAGAAUCUGGAGGUUUCAUUAUAGUUCUUUAUUCUGUGACACAUAAGGAUCCCGAGUUUUAUGAAUGCCUACCUAGUGAUGGCAGGUUAUCUGACCUUCGAUUCCAGCUUCUAACCAGCAAGGAAACGUUACGUCUUUUCAAGAAUAUUGAAUCUUCUGACAAAAAACCAGUCUAUUUUGAACUGAGAGCUGAAGACCAAAAUGCAGAAAGAGAAUUUUUCAACAAGGUUUCCAAGAAUCUUUCAGUUAAGAGAUCUUCGCAGAAGGUAUCUCCAGGGAAAACGCCAAUAAAUGAUCAUGACUCUGGUGUUGAAGAUGAAGAUGUUUCUCCAAGACCAAUUCCUAGUCCUCAUCCAGUGAGUCAAAAGGUUUCUAAGAUCCAGCCAUCAGUUCCUGAACUUUCGCUCGUGUUGGAUAGCAAUUUCAUAGAAUCAAAGCCUGUGCCUAACCCACUGGAGAUGGUGAAUAAUGAAAAUCCUCCUUUGUUGACAAACCAUUCUGAACACUUGGAGCCACCACAACCCCAGCUUUAUGGUGAAAAACACAACCCAGAAGCUGAAGCCGAAGAGCCUUCCUUGAGAGGGUUAUCAAAUCAGCUAAACCAGGACACUGCUCCCUUGAGACACUGCAAAGUAAGACAGCCAUCUAUCUCUAGGAAAGGAAGCCCACAUAUCAGGAACAGUGUUAAACCAUCUUCUCUUAAUGCACCAUCUCCUGAUAUAUCUGAACAGCUUCAAACGGUUUCUGCUGGAAAUGUACACAAAGAAGAGCAUCCUAUAAGAUCCUCCACAUUUAAUUCCAGGCAGUCUUCUCUUGCCUCACAGUCCCACCCACACAAUUUUGUUUUUUCACCCCAUAACUUAGGAAGAGCAAUGGAGCCUCAGAUACCUACUCCCCCCCCACCAUCUUACUAUUCCACAAAUGUUUGCGGUUGUUGUCAGCAUCAUGGCCCUGUUCAAUAUAGUCCAGUAAAUUCUUGGCAAGGAAUGAACACAGCAGGAUCCAUUCAAGACCUCCAGUCUGAAGCCCUUCAGAAGCAGGCAUUAUUUCAUCCAGGUGGCUGUCCAGCUCAGUACCAUAAUGUAUUCUAUUCAAGUAGUCCUGUAGCCUUGAGACCUCAGGGAAACAUGGGGGGUUGUUCUCCCCACAGCAAUGUAGAACCGUCGCCUGUGGCAAGACUACCUUCACGCAUGGACUCAUGUAACCCGUGGCCUUGUGCAGUCUGCUUUCACACACCCAAGACUGCAUCAGAUGAUGGAAUGAUGGGACUGUCUCCAGAUGCAUAUAGGUUCAUCACAGAGCAAGACAGACAGCUGAGACUACUUCAGGCACAGAUCCAGCGUUUGUUGGAAGCGCAGUCUCUGCAGCCGUGUUCCCCUAAGACAACCACCGCUGAAGACACCGGGCGAGCUGCAAGACAAAUGGAGGUGGUUUCCAUGGAAGCACAGUCUCCAUCUGCUUUACACAUGAGGAAAAGUGUGAGCAUUGCCGUGAGCACAGGCGCCAGCUUGUUUUGGAAUGCUGCAGGCGAUGGUCAAGAGCCUGAAUCUCAGCUGAGGCAGGAUGAUACCAAGAUUUCCAGUGAGGACAUGAAUUUUUCUGUUGAUAUUAAUAAUGAAGUCACAAGUACUCCAGGUAGUGCAUCUUCAUUAAAAGCAGUUGAUAUUCCCAGUUUUGAAGAGAGCAACGAUGCUGUGGAAGAAGAAUUUAAUCAGCAACUUUCUGUAUCCAACAGCUCUUCUCCUCUUGUGAGAAAAGAACCUGAUGUGCCUGUGUUCUUUUCGAAUCCCCUGCUGUCAGAGAGCAUCAGCAUGUGUUUCCAGAGUGGGCCAGCAGAGGGUGCCACUAAUAGCUCUGCACCAUCAGAGGAAUCCAAAACUGAGCAAGUAGUGCAACUCUUGCCUUGUCAACCCUCAGAUAACCAGGAAAUACUCCAGGAUGUGUUGGGUCAAGGGAACCACCUAUUAAAUAACUCCACCGAAGAAACUGAGCAGCCAUCAGCCAAAGCAGUAAUUAUCAGUCACGAAUGCACCAGAACCCAGAAUGUUUACCAUACAAAGAAAAAAAAGCGUGAUUCAGGACUGGUGGACAAAGAUUGUGUUCUUAGUGCAACUCUUAAACAACUAAGAAGCCUUGGAGUAAAAAUUGACUCUCCCACUAAAGUGAAGACAAAUGCACAUAAAGUGGAUCAUGCCAGUGUGUUGGCGCGCAUCAGCCCUGAAGCGGUGAUCUCGGGACUAAACUACAUGUCCUUUGCUAAUGUUGGCGUGAGCGGCGUAAGCCCCAACGGUGUGGAUUUGAGCAUGGAGGCAAAUGCGAUAGCUCUGAAAUAUUUAAAUGAAAAUCAGCUGUCACAACUGUCUCUCGCUCGAUCCAACCAAAACAACGGUGACUCAUCUUUGAGUCUUCUGCAUAUUAAUACAGACCGAAGCACAGUGGGGCUCAGUUUAAUUUCACCAAGCAACAUGUCAUUUGCAACCAAAAAAUAUAUGAAGAGAUACGGACUCCUACAAAGCAGUGACAAUAGUGAAGAUGACGAGGAGCCUCCAGACAAGGCAGAUAGCAAGAGUGAACAUUUGGUGAAUCAGAACCUCACCUGCAUAGCUGAACAGCUUGACUGUCAGAGAGCGCCUUCGAGGAAUGCUUGUGAAGUAAGUAAUUGCUGCGCCUGUGCUUCCGUGGGUUCCCACACAGAGAUGCCGGUAUUGAGAAAUAUUACAAAUGAAGUUGUUCAGCCAAAAGCAACACAGCAAUGGAACGAAAAACCUGCCUUCUUGUUAAAGAACUUUAAACCGAGUCCUGCAAUGAACCUCCGAACUGGAAAAGCAGAGUUUACCCAACAUCCUGAGAAAGAAAAUGUAAGGGAUACUCCAGUUUUUCCUGAAAGUUUGAAACCUCCUGAAACUCUAAAACAAAUGAACAGUAUGAAUUCAGUAGGGACCUUCUUAGACGUGAAGCGUCUCAGACAGUUGCCAAAAUUGUUUUAACCCUGUAACUCUCUGCCCUCCUGAUAUGAGGAUGGGAUGUCUCCUGAAGAUACUUAGGAAAACCAGAGCCUUUUGAUAAAUUUUGGAAUUCUCAAUGCUUUAGGGACCACUCCGUUUCUUGGUAGCAGCUGAUGGCAAAGAGCUGAACAAGUGACCUGAUUGUCUGAGAUGGCUGGCUUGUAGGAGGGCUAAGUGCUGUUUUUUCAAAUAGGACUGUUCAGCUUCACAGGACGUUUAAAAAAAAAAAUUCCUGACAUCAGUUACUUCAACAAAUUUGGAUAAGCAGAUACUAUCCAACUCUGAAUCUGAAUUGAUCUUUUAUACUGUACAUUUUGAAAAGUCUGUCUGUUCUCCUAGCAUUUUGUAUCUCUGCAUCUACCCAGUAUCACCUAAAAGAACAUAAAAGUUAUCAUGACUCUGACUAAAUUAGCUAAAUCAACUCUUAUUGAAUUUAAGGGGAAAGUUUUUUUUUUUAGAAUAACUUAAGAUCUUUUAUACAUGGAGUAUGUAUGUCCUCUUAAUUAAGAUGUGUAUUUGUUAAAUUCUGUGGAAGUAAAACAUUUGCACUCUGGUGGGUUGAUGCUACUGUAGCAUUUUCAACAUAGAGCACUGGCUCUCACAGAAUAAGCAAACUAUGGUGUGUGAGUGUGUUUUAUAAACUUUGUUUUUCAAAUGUUUUGAUAUUUUUUAAUGGAACUUAAUAAAAA
Phacochoerus africanus (Common warthog) is the source of this 5150-nucleotide messenger RNA. It is a transcript of the gene STIL, whose product is annotated as STIL centriolar assembly protein. Gene Ontology annotation, biological process: mitotic spindle organization; centrosome duplication; protein localization to centrosome. The transcript has 17 exons. The coding region runs from base 577 to 4443 and encodes 1288 amino acids. Lineage: Eukaryota; Metazoa; Chordata; Mammalia; Artiodactyla; Suidae. Gene Ontology annotation, cellular component: centriole; centrosome. The record is from RefSeq and is a predicted model, not a curated record.